Molecule: messenger RNA, 1566 nt
Organism: Cololabis saira (Pacific saury)
Lineage: Eukaryota; Metazoa; Chordata; Actinopteri; Beloniformes; Belonidae
Gene: oprk1
Product: opioid receptor, kappa 1
Exons: 4
Coding region: 1-1146 (381 amino acids)
Biological process (GO): G protein-coupled opioid receptor signaling pathway; sensory perception of pain; neuropeptide signaling pathway
Cellular component (GO): neuron projection; membrane
Molecular function (GO): dynorphin receptor activity; neuropeptide binding
Source: RefSeq, a predicted model, not a curated record
AUGGAGAGCGGCGUGGUGCGCAUCUUCCAGGAGGACAGGUGUCCCUCGGGACAGUCGGGGGAGUGUAUUCCCAACUUCACCUGGCAGCCCGGAUCAUCGGAUGUCUUCAACUACACCAAUGGCACCUGGGACUCCGAACUCGAGCCCAUGUCGCCCAUCAUCCCCAUCAUAGUCACUGUGUACUCGGUGGUGUUCGUGGUGGGCUUAGUGGGCAAUUGUUUAGUGAUGUAUGUCAUUAUCAGAUACACCAAAAUGAAGACAGCCACCAACAUCUACAUCUUCAACCUGGCUGUGGCCGAUGCUCUAGUUACUACCACCAUGCCCUUCCAGAGCACCGACUACCUGCUCAGCUCCUGGCCGUUUGGGGAGGUGGCGUGCAAAGUCUUCAUCUCUAUCGAUUACUACAACAUGUUCACCAGCAUCUUCACCUUGACCAUGAUGAGCGUGGAUCGCUACGUGGCUGUGUGCCAUCCCGUUAAGGCCCUGGAUUUCCGCACUCCUAUGAAGGCAAAGAUCAUCAAUGUGAUCAUCUGGGUGCUGUCGUCAGCUGCUGGGAUUCCUGCCAUGGUGCUAGGAAGCACUAAUACCAAUAACGUGGGUGAGCCCAGGACUACAGAAUGUGCUUUACAGUUCCCAGAUCCCUACACCUACUGGGACACCCUGAUGAAGAUCUGUGUCUUCAUCUUUGCCUUCGUGGCCCCGCUCAUAAUCAUCACCGUCUGCUACACGCUGAUGGUUUUGCGACUAAAGAGCGUGCGCCUCCUGUCAGGCUCUCGCGAGAAGGACCGCAACCUGCGUCGGAUCACCCGUCUGGUGCUGGUGGUCGUGGCCGUCUUCGUGGUCUGCUGGACACCCAUCCACAUCUUCAUCCUGGUCAAAGCGCUGUCCACCAACGUCCCCGAGACCACCGCCGUCAUGGCCGCCUACUUCUUCUGCGUAGCGUUGGGCUACACCAACAGCAGCCUCAACCCCAUCCUCUAUGCUUUCCUGGAUGAGAACUUCAAGAGGUGCUUCAGAGACUUUUGCUGCCCAGGACUGCAGGGACACAGUGACUGCCAGGGAGUGAGCAGAGUGAGAAGUACCUUGCGAGAUCACACCUACCCCACCGAAGCUCGGGGGGACAUGAGACAGGCCAGGCCCGUAUGACUAGAGAUGAACACCACCUCUAGGCCUUGCCAGAGCUGGGAGGACUCCAAUGAUCUGUGUUUGACUCAAGUCACCACUGCCAUCUGAGCAGAGAGUCUUAUUGUCAAUGAACCUCAUGGAAAUACUAAAACCAAACAUGGUUUGACAUUGAUGACUCCACCAAUACUCUCCUUAAUGAAUCAAUACCCUACUGCAAAUAGUUACUGGAAGACUGAAAUCCACAGCAAUCGAAUCACUCUUUUCAAUUGAGUAAUCUUAGAUUUAUAUCUAAAGACGGCAUGGAUCACCCUCCUUGAAGUUGGCCACGUUGCUACCAGACUUCUCAAAUAGAGCCCACUGAUAAAUCCAACAGUAGCCAUGUUUCCAUGACAGAUUGGCUGCAAAACCUCCGGCAAGCGAUAUUUCAAAACAGUUAAUAUA